AUGGUGCUGCUGGGGCCGGCGAGUGAUGGGAUAUCCGGAAAUGGCUCGACGCGCCCUUCCUCCUCCUCCAGCUCCGACUCCGAUUCCGACGGGCUUGGUUCCAAGGAACGCCAACGCCUCCGGACCGGAUUGAACCUCUCUCUCUCUCUGUCUCCUCUGAGUCGGAUUCUUCCCCCCCGCGACACCGUGAACGGAGCUGCUCGCUUGUUUGCCUGCUGUGCCGCGGCGAUCGACAGCUGCGCCAUCACGUGGGCGACGAGAUCGGCUGCAACAAGCACUCUUGGCGAGCGAGUUGCUGGGAGGCAUUUUCCGGGGGGAGAAGAAGAAGAAGACGAGGAGUAUGGGGAGAGAGGGGGGGUUGAGAAAGGCGUCGCUCGGCCCUCAACGGCCGGCGAACAUUUAACAAGGCAUCCGAUGUCCUUGCAAGGGGAGGAGGAGGAGGAGGAGGAGAGGGGGGACGGCCCAAGGACACGAUACCAAAUUCCCGCUAAUUAG
This is a messenger RNA of Coccidioides immitis RS, 495 nucleotides long. RefSeq lists its product as uncharacterized. The coding region runs from base 1 to 495 and encodes 164 amino acids. The record is from RefSeq and is a predicted model, not a curated record. NCBI's taxonomy places the organism in Eukaryota, Fungi, Ascomycota, Eurotiomycetes, Onygenales, Onygenaceae. The transcript has 2 exons.